CGCGGGGGCGGGGCGAACGGGCUGCUUCAUCGUGAUUGACAUCAUGCUGGACAUGGCGGAGCGGGAAGGAGUCGUCGACAUCUAUAACUGCGUGAGAGAGCUGCGAUCUCGCAGAGUCAACAUGGUGCAGACCGAGGAGCAGUAUGUCUUCAUUCAUGACGCCAUCUUGGAGGCGUGUCUCUGCGGCGACACCACCAUCCCAGCCAAUCAGCUUCGCUCUGUUUACUACGACAUGAACCGAUUGGAUCCUCAGACCAACUCCAGUCCAAUCAAAGAGGAGUUCAGGACGCUGAACAUGGUGACGCCGACGCUGCGUGUGGAGGACUGUAGCAUCGCUCUGCUGCCGAGGAAUCAUGAGAAGAACCGCUGCAUGGAUGUGCUUCCUCCUGACCGCUGCCUGCCCUUCCUCAUCACCAUUGACGGAGAGAGCAGCAACUACAUCAACGCCGCGCUCAUGGACAGCUACAAGCAGCCGUCUGCGUUCAUCGUUACCCAGCAUCCUUUGCCAAACACAGUGAAGGACUUCUGGCGUCUGGUUCUGGACUAUCACUGCACAUCUAUCGUGAUGCUAAACGAUGUGGAUCCGGCGCAGCUGUGUCCGCAGUACUGGCCGGAGAACGGUGUUCAUCGUCACGGGCCGCUGCAGGUGGAGUUUGUGUCGGCGGAUCUGGAGGAGGACAUCAUCAGCAGGAUCUUCCGCAUCUACAACGCUGCACGGGUGUGUUUAUUUUAGUUAAUAUUUCAAUCAUUUUAUUAACACAUUCACAUGGCCACGGUUGUCU
This is a messenger RNA of Cyprinus carpio (common carp), 782 nucleotides long. RefSeq names its product receptor-type tyrosine-protein phosphatase mu. NCBI's taxonomy places the organism in Eukaryota, Metazoa, Chordata, Actinopteri, Cypriniformes, Cyprinidae. The record is from RefSeq and is a predicted model, not a curated record. Gene Ontology annotation, molecular function: protein tyrosine phosphatase activity. The transcript is spliced from 5 exons. The annotation marks the transcript as partial. Gene Ontology annotation, biological process: protein dephosphorylation.